UUAAAGUAUUUCAUUUUAUUUUAAUCAUGUUGAACUUUUCUAAUGAUCAGAUGCCGCCCCGUAGAGAACCCGACCGUCCUGUUGUUUCUCAGGCCACGGUAGUCGCACAGUUCCGCGACUACCACCCUGAGAAAUUUUCCGGCCAGGGAGAUCCGCGUAUCGUUGAUGAGUGGGUUCAGGGCCUUGAAUUGAUUUUCAAGGUCAUGGACUGUCCAGAUCGCUAUCGCGUUACUUGCGCACAGCUUCAGUUAACCGAGCGGCAGUUUCUGUCGCUCAAACAGGGUACUCAUUCUGUUGAUGAGUACGAGAGAGAGUUUACCAGACUCAGAGCCUUUGUUCCAGACUUGGUGCGUACUGAGGCACAGCGGGCACAGCGUUUCACUAACGGGCUUUACCCAGCAGUCCGUCAUAACAUUGUAGGUCACGGAAAUCAGACGUACGCUCGUACUGUUUCCAUUGCCCAGGAGGUGGAUGCCAGCAUUCGGAGGGAGGCUAACCGCGAUCGUCCUCAAUCAGCUGCCCCAGCCCAGUCACCUACAGCCCCACCAGUUCCACCGACUGCUGCCCAGCCAACGAAAGACCAGAAGAGGAAGGGGAAAGUUUCCCAGACGGACAGGAGGACACGACAGAGGCCACAACAGAUUCCACAGUGCCCCACUUGCGGACGACUUCAUCGCGGAGAGUGUCACAUGGGCCAGGAUAUUUUUUAUUACUGUCAUGAGCCCGGAUAUUUUGCUAACUGUUGUCCGAAGAAACUCCAGCAGCAGCCACAGCAGCAGCAGCAGCCCCGACAACAGGCCCAGAGUCCACCCCAGCAACAGCAGAGGGGCAGACAGCAGGCUCGUGUUUAUGCAGUUGAUCAGGCAGAGGCAGAACAACACCCAGGUACUAUGUUUGGGAUGCUUAUGCUUAAUGACAUUCCUGUCUUCGCCUUAUUUGAUACUGGAGCGACUCAUACUUCUAUAUCACGACAAUGUCUCGAUGCCAUCAGAGUUCAAGUCAGUGCCGCUGUCGAUCCUCUCGAGGUGAGUUUAGCCUCGGGACGAAAGAUAGUGACUUCAGCCAGAGCCACAGACCUCAGUCUUUCUAUCGGUGGCCGUAUAUUGUCUACCGACGCUUAUGUUCUCGAGAUGAGGGAGUUUGACCUCAUACUCAGCAUGGAUUGGCUAACAC
This is a messenger RNA of Striga hermonthica, 1173 nucleotides long. Lineage: Eukaryota; Viridiplantae; Streptophyta; Magnoliopsida; Lamiales; Orobanchaceae. The record is from the annotation of a GenBank genome assembly.